AUGAAUUCAUUUAAACCAUCAAAUGGAUCAUCAUACACAUAUCAAAUAGAAGACGAUAUUCCCACACUUAGCUAUAGACCACAAUCAAAUACAUCGUCAACUACAUAUACUACAACCACCACAACCCAAACAUUUUCAAAUUUAAAUUCAAACACAACAUAUGAAGAAAAUUCAUAUAUUGAUUGGAAUAAAGAAUCAUUACAAAUUCCUCAAUUAAGUCAAUUUUCAUCAUUAAAUAUCUCCAAGAAAUGGAUUACUGUUAUUAUUUCAGCUAUAAUAUUAGGUUAUGUUACUGCUGCUAUUGAUUUAAUUUCAAUUUCACUUAAUGAUUUGAAAAAGGGAAUAUGUUUAAGUAAAUUUGAUGCUUGGAGUUUAUUUAAUCCUUAUUCUACAUGUCCAGUGGAUGAUUGGUAUGAUUGGUCUCGAUUAUUAGUCAAUUCUACUUCAAUUGUUAGUGAUAUUUUUUUAAAUUUUCCUAUAUAUUUCAUAUUUGCCGUAUCAUUCUGUGGUAUAGCUACUUAUUUAAGUAUAAACAAAAAGAUAUUAAUUAAACAAUCAGGAAUACCAGAGAUUAAAUUAUUAAUAUCAGGUUUUAAUUUAAGUGUUGAUAAAUAUUUGAGUUUACAAACUUUAAUUUAUAAAAUUAUUGGAUUAAUACUUGUUGUUAGUUCCGGAUUAUGGUUAGGUAAAGAAGGUCCUUUAGUUCAUGUUAGUUGUUGUAUUUUUAAUCUCGUUUAUGAAUUUUUUAUGAAAGUUAGAUUUGGCAACAAGGCAAAUGAAGCAUUAAGAAGAGAAAUAUUAAGUGCAGCUACAGCAACAGGUAUAUCAGUUGCUUUUAAUUCUCCAAUAGGUGGUGUAUUAUUUGUAUUGGAAAGUAUGCCAAGUUAUUUUAAUCCAACAAAAAUAAUGUGGAUAUCUUUUGUUUCUGCUACUAUUGCAAUUAUUGGAUUAACUGGAAUUAAUGUUUUUACUGAUGGUGGGAAUUUUAUGGAACAAGAUUUAUUUCAAGUUAUAUUUGGGAAUUUUAGUUGGUUGUUUUUAGAAAUUAUUCCAUUUACUUUAUUGGGGAUAUUUGGUGGAGUUUAUGGAUAUUGUUUUAUUAAAUUGAAUCAAAAAUUUCAAAAUAAAAAUUUGAGACAAAAAGUUCAAUCAUAUUUAACUAAUUUAAUGAAAGUUGAAACUAAAUGGGGUCCUUAUUUAGAAGUUUUAGCUAUUGUUACAAUAACUACUGUAUUAAAUUUCCCAUUAGAAAUUUCAAAAUUAUCAUUAAGUUCAUACCUCAAAAUUUUAUUUAAAGAAUGUCCAAUUGAAAAUGAUGAUCAAACUAAUUCAUCUAAUUUUUUAUGUCUGAAAUCAAAUGGUAUAAUACUGUUAAAAUUAUUUUACAUUAUGAUUCAAGGGUUUUUUUUAACUAGUUAUACAUUUGGAGUAGAUUUACCAGGUGGUAUAUUAAUGCCAUCAUUAGUACUUGGAGCAACAACAGGUAGAUUUCUAGGUAUAAUAAGUCAAGUUUUACAAUCAAAAUUCAAUUGGGAAUCUUUGGCAACAUGUACUGAAAAAUCAUGUUUAGUUUCUCCAUCAUCAUAUGCUGUAAUUGGAGCAGCAUCAUUCAUGACAGGUAUAACAAAAUUAACCAUGUGUGUUGUUGUUAUAAUGUUUGAAAUGACUGGUGCUAUAUCUUAUGUAUUACCAAUAAUGUGUGGAGUAAUGACUUCUAAAUUUGUUAAUGAUUGGUUAAGUCCUUUAAAUAUUUAUGAUACAUGGUUACAAUAUAAUUUUAAUAAAGAUACUACCGAGAAUAUAGGUGUUGUUAAUGAAGGUAAAGGUACUGGAUUAGUUUCAUUUUCAUCUUUAACUACUACUGUUAAAUCAAAAUUACCUGAUGUUACCGUUAAAUCUUUAAUGAUUCCCUUGAAUAAAGUUAAAUGUUUAUGUUUAAUUAAUGAAGAUGAAUCAUAUACUCAACAAUCAUUAUAUAAAUUUAUAAAUGAAGAUUUUCAUGAAGGAUAUCCAUUAAUUGUUAAUUAUACAAAUCCUAUUUAUAUUGGAUAUGUUAAAAAAUCAGAAUUAUAUAAUAAAUUACAAACAAUUCCCGUGGAAUCAUCAACACAACCAAUUUCAUUUCAAAUUCAAAACUUAAAUAAAAAAGCAUUAUCAAUGCAACUUCAUUAUGAAAGAAAUUUGAAAAACUAUUCAGAGUUGGAACUUGAAAUAGAAACUUCCAUUUUUUACAUUAAUGAAUUAUCACCAUCCAUUUUAAUCUUAGAAGAAUUCGAAAAAUUACACAUUAAUAACCUAAUAAUACUAAAUGAAUCAUAUGAUGAAAUGAGUGGAUUCAUAGAUCGAUUCAUUUUAACUAAUCAAAUAACCAAAAAUUUUGACUCAUUAACAAAAAUUGAUGAUAUUGAUAAAGAUGAAUUUGAAUUUAUAAAUAAUGAUAUUAAUAAUGAAUUUGAUUUAGAAAAUGGGAAUGGUUUAAGAGAUGGUGAUGGUAUUGCUUUGAAUGAUGAUUAUGAUGAAAUUAUGAAUUUACGAUUUAAUAGAAAAAGUAUAGAAUUAAUUACCUAA
Molecule: messenger RNA, 2568 nt
Organism: Lodderomyces jiufengensis
Lineage: Eukaryota; Fungi; Ascomycota; Pichiomycetes; Serinales; Debaryomycetaceae
Exons: 1
Coding region: 1-2568 (855 amino acids)
Biological process (GO): transmembrane transport; chloride transport
Cellular component (GO): early endosome; membrane; Golgi apparatus
Molecular function (GO): voltage-gated chloride channel activity
Source: RefSeq, a predicted model, not a curated record